AGAGUCAUCCUAUUGCCUCUUCGCCGUAGAAGAAUGGCGACCAUGGAGAGCUUGAUCGGCCUCGUUAACCGCAUCCAGAGGGCCUGCACCGUCCUUGGCGAUCACGGCGGCGAGGGAUCGUUGUGGGAAGCCCUCCCCUCGGUCGCCGUCGUCGGAGGACAGAGCUCGGGGAAGUCGUCCGUGCUGGAGAGCGUCGUCGGAAGGGACUUCUUGCCUCGUGGAUCCGGUAUCGUGACAAGGCGGCCGUUGGUCUUGCAACUUCACAAGACCGACGCGGGAACCGAGUAUGCAGAGUUCCUUCAUGCCCCCAGAAAGAAGCUUACUGAUUUUGCUGCUGUGAGGAAGGAGAUUCAGGAUGAGACUGAUCGCAUAACAGGAAAAUCAAAACAAAUAUCCAAUGUCCCAAUCCAUUUGAGCAUUUAUUCACCCCAUGUUGUUAACUUAACACUCAUAGAUCUUCCUGGAUUGACAAAGGUUGCAGUAGAGGACCAACCUGAAUCAAUUGUUCAAGAUAUUGAAAAUAUGGUCCGGUCAUAUGUUGAAAAGCCCAAUUGUAUCAUACUAGCCAUUUCUCCUGCUAAUCAAGACAUUGCUACUUCAGAUGCUAUAAAGCUUGGAAGGGAAGUCGAUCCAGCAGGUGAGAGAACCUUUGGUGUCCUAACAAAGCUUGAUUUGAUGGAUAAGGGUACAAAUGCUCUGGAUGUGCUUGAAGGAAGAUCAUACCGUUUACAACAUCCUUGGGUAGGAAUUGUCAAUCGCUCACAAGCUGAUAUUAACAAGAAUGUUGACAUGAUUGCUGCACGGCGCAAGGAACAAGAGUACUUUGCAACAAGCCCUGAUUAUGGACAUCUGGCCCACAAAAUGGGUUCAGAGUAUCUUGCAAAGCUAUUAUCGCAACAUCUGGAGUCUGUGAUACGAGCACGCAUACCAAGCAUAAUAGCUUUAAUUAAUAAAACAAUCAGUGAGCUUGAUGCAGAGUUGGAUUGGCUUGGGAGACCCAUUGGAGUUGAUUCAGGGGCACAACUAUACACAAUAUUAGAGAUGUGUCGUGCGUUUGAUCGCAUCUUUAAAGAGCAUCUGGAUGGAGGGCGGCCUGGUGGGGAUCGUAUAUAUGGAGUUUUUGACAACCAACUUCCAGCAGCUUUGAAAAAGCUCCCAUUUGAUAGACAUCUAUCUUUACACAAUGUACGGAAAGUUAUUUCUGAAGCAGACGGUUAUCAACCCCAUUUAAUUGCUCCAGAACAAGGGUAUAGGAGGCUCAUAGAUAGCUCCUUGAGCUAUUUCAAGGGUCCAGCCGAAGCCUCAGUUGAUGCUGUGCACUUUGUCUUGAAAGAUCUUGUUAGAAAGUCUAUUGGUGAAACAGAGGAAUUGAAGCGCUUCCCAACGCUUCAAGCUGACAUAUCAGCUGCGGCAAAUGAAGCAUUGGAAAGAUUCAGAGAUGACAGUCGGAAAACAGUUCUUCGGCUAGUAGAUAUGGAAGCAAGCUACCUUACAGUGGAAUUCUUCCGCAAGCUUUCACAUGAACCUGAGAAAGGUUCCAAUCCCACUUCUACUCCAGCAACAGAUCGAUAUGGUGACAACCACCUAAGGAAGAUUGGUUCCAAUGUGUCAGCUUAUGUUGGUAUGGUAUAUGAUACACUGAAGAAUACUAUACCAAAGGCAAUUGUUCAUAGUCAAGUCCGAGAGGCAAAGCGAUCACUGCUUAAUCAUUUCUAUGCCCAAGUUGGCAGUAGGGAGAAGAAGCAGCUUGGCGCUAUGUUGGAUGAGGAUCCAACUCUCAUGGAGAAGAGAGAUGCCAUAGCUAAGCGACUUCAAUUAUACACUUCUGCAAGAGAUGAAAUUGAUUCGGUCGCAUGGAAAUGACCGUCACAAAAUGGGUAGUCUGGACUCUGGAAUACAUCAUGCAACAAAAGACAAUGACCAUCAUAAGUCUUCUU
Musa acuminata subsp. malaccensis (wild Malaysian banana) is the source of this 1937-nucleotide messenger RNA. RefSeq names its product phragmoplastin DRP1C. Gene Ontology annotation, molecular function: microtubule binding; GTP binding; GTPase activity. Gene Ontology annotation, cellular component: membrane; cytoplasm; microtubule. NCBI's taxonomy places the organism in Eukaryota, Viridiplantae, Streptophyta, Magnoliopsida, Zingiberales, Musaceae. The record is from RefSeq and is a predicted model, not a curated record.